Molecule: messenger RNA, 3538 nt
Organism: Chara braunii
Lineage: Eukaryota; Viridiplantae; Streptophyta; Charophyceae; Charales; Characeae
Source: the annotation of a GenBank genome assembly
GGUGGUUGUUGGAGGGAGGAGGAAGGAAAUGAAAGAUGGCGGUUGAAAAUGGCGGAGGGAGGAGGGAGGGCAUGGUGGUUGGUGGAGCGGACGAGGGAGGAGAUGAACGAUGGCGGAGGGAGGAGGGAGGAGAUGGAAGAUGGUGGAGGGAGGAGGGAGGGGAUGGCGGAGGGAGGACGCCGAAGAUGGGGGAGGAAGAUGAUGGAGGGAGGUGGAGGGGAUGGAGAAAGAUGGGGGAGAAAGAUGGCGAGAGGUGGAGCGGAUGAGGGAAGUUGGGUUGACGUGGAGGGAGGAAGGACGGGAGAUGGCAGAGGGAGGAAGGAGGAGGGAGAAGGGAGGAGGUUGUGGAGAAAGAUGAUGGCGGGAGGUGGAGGGGACAAGGGAAGUUUGAUUGUGGAGGCAGAGCCGUUAAAACUAACCACGUCAGCAGGCCACGUCAGCAGGACACGUCAGCAUGACACGUCAGCAUUGCCACGUCAGCAGCAAGGGAUACCACAUCAGCAGACAUCGGUCUGGUCUAUGCUGUUGCGUUCAAAGACAACAGUCAUGGAUCAGAAGGCCGGGGAAACAGACGAGGCCUAUCAGGCCCGCAUGUUAGCCUGGAGUACCGAGACAAAGAAGCGAGCAGAUGACGCUGCGGCGGCAGCAAAGAAGAAGGCAGAGGAUGCCGAGCAGGCACGUCUGUUGGCCGUGCAACAACAGCGCCAGUACGACGAGGCAGCAACAACGGCUGCUGAUGAAGAAAGAACACAGCGUCGUGAGAAGAGAUUCAUCGGAGAGCGGGCGUUACUUACCAUGGCAGCAGAAUGGCGAAGCGAGGCCGAGAACAGCCAGUUGGAGGACAGCGCAAACAAGAUAGCGCUCCUUCUCUCGCAUCUCACGGAUCUCCUGGCAACCUGCAUUACACAGCAGGCGGAGAUCCUUGGUCUCGACAACUCGGUAGCUCAGCUUCAAGACCGCCUUCAGCGGGUGGAGCAGCGACCAGUCGCUGCCGCCGACGCAGGCUCUUCCAAUACUGCCGACUGCCUCACCGCAUUGGAGAUGCACGUCGGCUCCCUCCAGGAUGGCGCACAGUUACAGCAGACCGCGAUGCAACAAUUGCAGCAGCGGAUCUGCACUACCGCCACCACCUCGAGUCCGGAGCCGCGCAAAACAACUCCUAAGUUCGAUGGGCAGGAGAUCUUCCACGACUCAAUCAAAACAGAUCCGAUUCCAUGGUUUCGCAAGUUUGAGCGCACGCUGCAGCUCCACAACGUCAAGGAAAACAAGCACCACGCUUACUUGUACUCUCGCUCAGAGGGAGCGUGUCAGGCGUGGGUGGACAACUUGUUGUCCAAGUACGGAGUGGUAGCAGCGGGUUUGCACACCAUGAUCAGCUGGGAUGAUCUGAAGGCGGCGUGGCACAAGCGGUUCCAGGUGGAGCCGCCGGAGAUCAAAGCAAUGGACAAGCUUAUGGUCUUCGAGCAAGGCUCGCUGCCGAGUACGGACUGGAUCGCCGAGUACCAAUGCUUGGCGUCAGUCCCAGACAUCCAGAUGGGCUUCAAGGCCAUCAAGGUCAUGUCCGACAUUGAGCAAUGCCCUGACGCAUGUCGAGGACACCUUGACGACGACAGCGGAACUAUUCGACAAGGCUGCGCAGAUCAUCGUUACGAACAAGGAGGCCAAGAACCUCCGUUCUUUUGCGUCAGGCCCGAGCGGGAACCAGCAUCGGCCACGAGUGGCCGUGGUCGCAGCGGCAGCGCCAUAGAGGUUUUGGACCCGCUCACUUCUGAGGACUUUGCAUGGCUUCCUCUCCCGACCACCGGCUGUUUGUUGGGACCGCAAUGCGCAGCAGUUAGCGCUCAUCUCCACACUUACCUUUCCUUCUAUGCACCACCAACUUCGCCGAUGGAUGACGAAGUCGCGGUGGGGGACAUCCUGGCGUACGUUACCAAGGUGACCCGCGAGUUUUGCACGCAGCGGUACGAUAACAACAAUGCACCGCUCAUGUAUGUCCGCAUCCAGGUUGGGCAAGCGUCCUGCAGUGCUUUGCUGGAUAGCGGCACGACUCGCAACUUCAUGAGCCAGUCUUUUAUGCAAAGAGCUGGCCUUGGCGCACAAGUUCGGAGAAAGGCAAACCCGACGGCGAUCAAGUUGGCGGAUGGAAAGACGCAGCAACUACUCGACCGUUACAUCGAGGCCGUACCGGUCUACUUCGCACCUCAUGCAUGCGAACCGGUGACGUUCGAUAUUCUCGACACGGACUUUGACAUCAUUAUGGGAAUACCUUGGCUUGCAAGUGCGGAUCACACGAUCAACUUUCAUCGGCGGACUCUUAGCGUUCGCAACGCCUUCGGUGCGGAAGUGGCAUGUACGAUUCCUCUACCGCACUCUUCGAUCCGGUGCCAAGUGGUGACGACCAAAUCAUUCCGGGCGACUUGUGCUUACAAGCAGCCUGAGGAGAUCGGCAUAUGUUUCCUACUGACCGUCGCGGUAGCUGACUCUUCACCCACAGACUUGUCUUCGGACCCCCGUGUGGUACGGUUGCUAGACGAGUUCGCCGACAUCUUCGAGUCACCUACCGGUGUGGUGCCGGGUCGGCCGAUCUCUCACGAGAUCAUUCUUGAGGCCGGUGCCGUGCCGCCGAAAGGUUGCAUCUAUCAGAUGAGCGAAGAGGAGCUUGAGGGCAUCAGUCUGCUAUCGGACAAGAUUCAGGCCGUCCAAGAGUGGCCGGAGCCUCGAAACGUCACGGAUGUCCACUCGUUCCUCGGUCUUACCGGCUUGUAUCAGCGCUUCAUCAAAGGCUACUCCAAGAUCGCGGCCCACUUGAACAAGCUUCAGUGCGAGGAUCGGCCGUUUGACUUUGGAGAGGAGGCGCGGGGAUCAUUCCUCACUCUCAAAGCCGCGCUAUUGUCUGCGGAGGUCUUGCGGAUAUACGACCCGCUCGCGCCUACACGUGUCACUACGGAUGCGUCAGGCUAUGGCAUUGGUGCAGUCCUCGAGCAACAUGAUGGUGUGGACCGACACCCGGUCGAGUACUUCAGCAAGAAAGUGCCACUCGUGCAUUCCAUUGACGAUGCACGCAAGAAGGAGCUCCUUGCCUUCGUCCACGCGCGCAAGCGGUGGCGGCACUUCCUCCUUGGUCGAAGCCAAUUUCGCUGGGUAACGGACAACAAUCCGUUGGUCUUCUACAAGACCCAAGACACCGUCAACAGCACCAUCGCUCGAUGGAUGACUUUCAUCGACCAGUUCGACUUCUAUCCCUAUCACAUUCCCGAGAAGUCGAACCGUUUUGCGGAUGCUCUUUCACGGCGUCCGGAUCACUGUACCGCGGUCUACUUGACUUUCGAGAUUGACGAUGACCUGCGAAACAGCUUCAUCCGCGGUUACCAAGCCGACCCUGAGUUUCGCAACAAGUACGCGAAUUGCUCCUCGCCUAAUCCGGCUCCUUCUCACUACCGGAUCUAGGAGGGGUGCUUGCUUGUCCACACACGGGGGAAGGACCUUCUUUGCGUACCAAGUGAUCCUCACUUGCGUACACGGCUUCUUGGCGAGUUCC